AUUGAAUUUCAGCUGUUCCUAAUACUUUGCUGUGGCUACGCGCUAACUGCAGAAACAAACGAUACGAAACAAAGUAAACGGGGAAUACCAGAAGCUGGCGGAUGGGUUGGAAUACCAAAUUCUCAUGGGUACGGUCAUGGACAACCAUGGUUAGGUGAUCCAGGUUGGAAAGGGCUCAAAUUUCCUCCCUUUAACUUAGCUCAUGAAGGAUUGCAUGGCGGAUUAUCAUACGGUAGAGUACCUGCUAUUUCUUUACCAAUUGGGGGGGCCAAUUUGUUGAAAACGUUUCCGGUAUACAUAACGAAACACGUGGUUCUGGAAAGACCAGUUCCUGUUCCACAGCCAGUUUACAUCGAGAAACCGUAUCACGUGCCAGUUCCGAUCGAAAAGAUCAUUCACAGACCGGUCCCGGUUCCCAUUCCGAUACACGAGGCAGUUCCGGUCCCGGUGGAACGCCCAAUUGCAAUACCGGUGAAGCACCCCGUGGCGGUGCCAGUACAACAACCGUAUCCAGUACCGGUAAAGCAAGCGUUUCCAAUACCGGUCCCGGUUCCAGUUCCGAUUCCGGUCCAUCCAGCUCCGAUCCCGCUGAUUGGCGCUGGUCCGGUUGGCUCACCGGCAUACGACGGUAGAGGUUAUGGCGGUGGUCCCUUUUAUCCUGUGUUGCAUGGCCACGGGCUGCAUGGCCAUCCGUUGCCCGCGCAGUUCGUUCAUGGUUUUGGCGCCGGUUUUGGACACGGUUUCGGCCACGAGUACGGUCACGGCCACGGUUACGACUAUCCACAUGCGUACGCUGCCGACUUCGGUCAUGGACACGAACACAAAAAGCGAAGCAAGAAUUGAAGCGCCGAUUCUCAAGAGAGAGGCUCUUUAACCCCUUAACUUUUUCGCGACGAAUUUUCUACCAACGAUAAAGGCAAUAAUAAUUUGUACUGUAGUAUACAUUGAACUAGAUAAAACAUAUCUUUGAAACUGGGAUAUAUAGUCCCAGUCAGUCUUUGAGAUCAGUUUCCUCCAAUUUCAAAAUGGUAGAUAGGAUGUUUUAAUUAACAUAAUUCAAAAGGGUAGAAUGUAUUAACAUUCGUUUGUUACAAUGAACUGAGGCUUGUUAAUAUAUAAUUAACUUGGAGGAAUUAUAUAUGAAAGUUUAAAAAAUAAGUGUUAUUGCAUUUGUUAAAAGCUCCAAGUUUUGUUAAUUUAAUAUAGUACUUUUAAAUAAGUAUUCUGUGAAAGAGUGAGGACUUGUUGUAGAUAAUAUGUCUCAUGUAUUUAUAUACAUUGACACGUAAUUAAGUAACGAUAUCGAAGAUUAUAGUUUAUAAUUUUAGAAUCAAGACAGAACAGUUUUUGUUAUAGUUAAGGAAAAAUAUUUGUCAACUUACUAUUCUUUUUUUUUGUUCUAUCCCUCUUGCUUUUCAAAAUACACACUGUCGAGGUA
Molecule: messenger RNA, 1438 nt
Organism: Bombus huntii
Lineage: Eukaryota; Metazoa; Arthropoda; Insecta; Hymenoptera; Apidae
Product: tetra-peptide repeat homeobox protein 1-like
Exons: 3
Source: RefSeq, a predicted model, not a curated record